AUGUCUUUGUUUGACUUGUCAAAUAACAAUAGUGGGCAUGGCGGCGACCUCGACGACCAAUCGCUCACCUGUCUUCUUCAAUCAAACGUAUCAACGCCAUCCUCUGCAGCAACACCCUCUCCUCCACAGUAUAUCAUCAACUAUCAACAACAACAACAACAACAACAAAAUCAAUCACCCUCUUCAUCAUCUUCUUAUCAGGACAAUAACAACAACAACAGAGACUAUGUAAAUAAUUUAAAUCACAAUGGUAAUAGAUAUGUUGGAAAUAAUAUCAGUGAUCCCAUAUCGGCACUCCAUGAUAUGCAACAGCAACAACAACAACAACAAUUCAUGCAAGGCAACAACAACAACAACAACAACAAUCCCAACACGGAUUUUUUCAAUUCCUCUUCCCCAACAACAACACAUAUCCCUUCCACACAAUAUGGUGGUGGUCAUCACCAGUAUGAGCAUAUCAACAACAACAACAACACUGGUUCAUCAUCAUCAUCAUCUUACUCUAAUAAUAAUGGCGGUGGCAUGAUGGCCAACAUUAGCAGCAGCAGUGAUGGAGGUAGUGUUGGUGUUGGCAAUGGUAAUGGUGGCAACGGUGGCGGUGGAGACUAUAGCUCGCCAUUGAGCGAGUUUAGCGGCACAUUGGGAGUAUGUGGCAGUCCUCAGGACACUACCAACAACAUGGUAGUGCCACACCUUCUCUCGGCAUCAACCAACUCUACCACAUCAUCGACUGGUACAACCGUGUCAAAUGCCACCGACACUUCCAACUAUGUUACCAACUCUUCUCCAUUCCCAUCAGUUUACAAUAACACUAGUAACAACAAUACUGGUGGCAGCGGUACUAUUAUGGGUUCACCCAUUCAAACUACUUCUACUUCUGUAUUUCAGAGUUCAAUUCCACAAACAUCUCAACAACCACAACAAAGAAUUAAUGAUCAACAAUCCCAAUCACAACAACAAUCAUCACCACCACAACCACAACAACCACUACCACCACAACAACAACAAUCAACACUACCAUUACUUGACCAACCAAAUGUAUUCCAACCAGCCCCACCACAACACACAGCGGGUAGAGUGUCAUCGAUUUUGGGAUCAUUUGCUAGUUAUGGACCUUCGCCAGCACUGUUGAGUUCACAGUACCUUUUCCAAUGCACACCUACCUAUUAUGCAGCCAAGAAGAAUCAAAAGAUUGGUAUAUUCCUCUACCACAAGAACGACCUCAACUUUCUUCACACUCAACACCCCCAACUCCGUCUAAAGUUGACGUCUGUCGCACCCUAUUGGACACCGUCAUCAUUUACUCGGAAGGACAACAAAAAGAACAUUGAAAGUAUUGCUCCAACACAAUUUGAACAGAUUGAAGCCGUCAUGAAAAAGGGUGAAGUCUUGUUUGGACCGGUUCGUAUCCAAAAGACUGGUUACUACUUUUUAAAGUGUUAUGUUGAAUUACCUCCAUUCCCAUCGGAAGAGGAAUUACCAUUCAAAGAUUUUUCAUUCACAUUCAAGAUUUAUUUUUAUGGUAGUCCUUCUAAAAAGAAGAAUGGUUCAUCUUCAUCAUCAUCAACAUCAUCAACUGAAAGAGGUGAAUCAUCAAAUGGUAAUGGUGAUUCUGAUAGUGAUGAUGAAGGAAGUUCCAACAACAAUGAUAACAACAAUAAUAACAAUAACAAUAAUAUUAGUUCAACUGGUUCAAAGGAAAGACCAACUUCAAUAUCAAAUAUUCAUAUUAGACCAAAUGAGAAUUUAAUGAAUUAUAUUUCACAUCUUCAAGAGACUGGAGCAAGAUGGAGAGAUUUGGAGAAUGUCUUUGAUAUCUAUAUCAAAAAGUAUGAAAAGACACCAGAGAUUUUAUCAGAGCUAUUCUUUGAACAAGGUAUUGCCGCAACCUUUGUUGGUAAUCUUCAUGAAGCUCAACUUCAAAUGGAUAGAGGUUUGGAUACAUUUUAUACUCCUGAAAAUUUAUUUAAAAUUAGUUAUUUAAAAUCAGUUAUAUUUAGAAUUCAAAAAAAUUAUACAGCAUCUAAAUUACAUCUUGAUACAUGUGACUUUUUAUACAAGAAAAUAGAUUUGGGUAAUCUUCAUCAAGCUCAAUAUUAUUUUAACAAAGCUGCUCAUGAUUAUGAUUGUUUUGUUGCACAAAAAACCAAACAAAAUAAUUAUAUUAUGGUUCGUGAUCAAAUCAUUGAGAAAUUCAAACAAGCAGCCGAUUUCUAUAAAAAGGAUUAUGAAAGUUCAGAUCCAAACUCUACUACCAAUGCUAGAAGUAUCAAUGGAACAUACCGUGCCAAUAUUCGUAUCACUCAAACUAUUCUAGGUUCUUCCAAUCUAACAGAGGCUGAUUUAACCAGAGCUGAAUCUUAUCUUACAAUUAUUCCAAAUAUUCAAUCAUAUACAUUUACUCAACGUACACAAGUUCAUUUAUUGUUUACAUGGGCUGAUUUGAUGUUGUCAAAGUCGUAUCAAUUAUUUAGAUCCAAUCACCAACAAUCAUUCCACAUGUUGGCUCAAUCACUAGAGUAUAUCAACAAGUCGGCCAACUAUGCAAGCAAGUUGGGAUUCAACAAUGAGAUUAGAUACACCAACGAUCGUUACCAAAAACUCUUUUCAGUUGCUCCAAAAUCAUUUAUCAAUGCUCUCACUGGUGCUAAUCUCCUUGGCAAUCAAUCAAUGAUUACUUCUUCUAAUCCUUCUGUACCAGCAUCUGGAGCCCAAUUACCUUCUACCUCUAUCACCUCCACCACCUCUACUACUACCACAACAAAUCAAUCUCAGGCAUCAUCCAAUCAAAAUAAUUUAAUCACAACAAAUAACAGUCAAAAUAAUCAAAACAACAAUAAUAAUAAUAUUCAAAUGACAAGAGGAAAUAUAGAAUUUAAUCAACACCAACAACAACAACAACAACAACAACAACAGCUACAGCUACAACAACAACAUCAACAAGUAUAUACUAACAAUAAUAAUAAUAAUAAUAAUAUAAAUAUGAAUAUAAAUAAUAAUAAUAACAACAACAUGCUAAAUAAUAACAAGAUCAUCAUGACUAACAAUACUAAUAAUAAUAAUGGUAAUAGUGGAAAUAAUGGAAAUAUUAUUGUGAAUAACAACAGUGCCACCAAUAAUAAUAAUAAUAAUAAUAAUAAUGACAACGGAAAUAUUGCUAUACAGAACUCUUUAGUUGGAUUGCUUACAGGUGCCAUCCCAUUCAACCAAACACUUUUGAAUAAUUUAAUAUUAUUGCAUAGUUUAAGUCAAACUUUAAAUAAUAGUGGUGGUGGUGGUGGCGGUGUUGGAGCUGGUACACAGCAACAAGCUGGAGGUGCUUUAAAUCUAUUAUUAGGAGGAUUAUUAAAUACACCACUAUUGAAUAAUCCCCUUUUAAAUAAUUUAAUGCAACUUUCAAACAAUAAUAAUCAAGAUAGUAAUAUCAAUCUCUCAAAUAUCAAUCUUUUGACUGCCAACAACAACAACAACAAUCACCCAUCCUCCACCACCACUUCAUCCAUUCUAAACUCAUCACAUUCACCAAGUUUUCAUUUGACUGAAAAUCAACAACACCAACAACAACAUCAACAACACCAACAACAACAAGUACUUGUAAAUAAUAACAACACCAACAAUAAUCUUUUAUUUUUAAAUGGAUUACAACAACAACAACAACAGCAACAGCAACAACAACAACAAACAAUGAUGAAUAUUCAAUCCUACGCCAAUCAAGCCAAUCUUGACAUCUUACAAGAUUACCUUUGUUCUCAGUCACCUACACAAUCCAUCACCAAAAAUGAAAAUAACUAUAAAUAA
Cavenderia fasciculata is the source of this 3798-nucleotide messenger RNA. RefSeq lists its product as uncharacterized. The record is from RefSeq and is a predicted model, not a curated record. Bases 1 to 3798 code for a protein of 1265 amino acids. Gene Ontology annotation, cellular component: spindle; kinetochore; nucleus. NCBI's taxonomy places the organism in Eukaryota, Evosea, Eumycetozoa, Acytosteliales, Cavenderiaceae. The transcript has 5 exons. Gene Ontology annotation, molecular function: protein serine/threonine kinase activity; protein serine/threonine/tyrosine kinase activity. Gene Ontology annotation, biological process: peptidyl-serine phosphorylation; mitotic spindle assembly checkpoint signaling; protein localization to kinetochore.